Ogataea haglerorum is the source of this 843-nucleotide messenger RNA. RefSeq lists its product as uncharacterized. Gene Ontology annotation, cellular component: membrane. The coding region runs from base 1 to 843 and encodes 280 amino acids. Lineage: Eukaryota; Fungi; Ascomycota; Pichiomycetes; Pichiales; Pichiaceae. Gene Ontology annotation, molecular function: acetyl-CoA transmembrane transporter activity. The record is from RefSeq and is a predicted model, not a curated record. The transcript is spliced from 2 exons.
AUGUGGAACGUGGUCAAGCUGAAAAACGUCAAGCUUUUCAUCUUGGUGCAUCUAGUGUCGAAAAUUGCUUUCCAGGCCAACGAGGGAGCCACCAACUUGAAACUGCUGGACAAGGGCUUUUCGCGCGAGGACCUGGCCAUCACAGUGCUGAUCGACUUCCCGCUGGAGAUCGUUUUUGGAUACUACUCUGCCAGGUGGUCCACGGGAGACGAGCCUUUGAAACCGUGGAUGUACGCGUAUCUGGGCCGCAUAGCCGCUGCUGCGCUGGGACAGGUGCUGGUGUGGUGCUUCCCGAGGGACGGUCACGUGACCACAGCGUAUUUCCUGUUCGUGAUAUUCCAGCACCUGCUGAGCUCGUUCAUGUCGACGGUCCAGUUUGUGUCGAUCUGCGCUUUCCACACGCAGAUUGCCGACCCGCUCAUCGGCGGCACAUACAUGACCACGCUGAACACGCUGUCGAAUUUGGGCGGUCAGUGGCCGAAAAUUAUCGUGCUCAGUCUGAUCGACAUUCUCACCAAGGCCCGAUGCAUGCCUGCCACGCCAAUGGCGGCGAAUCCGUUUGAGGAGACUCCGUACUUCAACUGCUACGGGCCUUCGGCCAAGAAGGACUCUGAAGACGAGGCCUGCGAUGUUUUCGAGCAGGGUGUGGAAAUGGACAGAGGUGACGAAAAUCAUCCAGAACCAGAGCCACAGCAGAAGACCGAUAAACACCAGGGGAUUGUCCUUGAGCAAGCGGCAGAGGCUUGCGGUGUCUCUGGUGCGCGAAAACUCACGCCAUUCGUUGUUGAAGUUGCGUAUCUCGGUGGCCAGGUCGUCAAGCGUGUAGAACCGCGCACAUUCUAG